Molecule: messenger RNA, 1711 nt
Organism: Oncorhynchus gorbuscha (pink salmon)
Lineage: Eukaryota; Metazoa; Chordata; Actinopteri; Salmoniformes; Salmonidae
Product: protein FAM98B-like
Exons: 8
Coding region: 335-1393 (352 amino acids)
Cellular component (GO): tRNA-splicing ligase complex
Source: RefSeq, a predicted model, not a curated record
AGGUAUUAGGCUAUCCCUAGCUCGUGGUAACUUGUACUCAUGUUAUUUUUCAUUGAGCAAAUAUACAUAUUUUGAUUAUAUUAUUAUACUUUUUUAGUCCACGGAAGAUGUGACGAAAACACGGGAAAACACUAGGCGGAAUGUAACUGACCAAGAUGCAUGUUCCAUUACGGAUUUAAUUGUCGCUACACCUAUCUCGCGGCAUGUUUUUCAAAACGGCGUAGCUCGGUUAGUUCGUAGAUAAUGAUAUGUUUGUAUCACAUUGUCACACUCAAGCUUCUAUCGGUUACAUCUUUAAAGUAAAAGGAAUCUUCUGAUAUUGUUGUCUACCACAAUGGAGAGUGAUAUUUUAGAUGCGCUGGAACAAGUUGGGUAUGAAGGACCUCUGCAGACUGAGGAGAGGCUUGUCAGAGCAUGUGAAGGUGGACUUUUAUCAAAGGAGUAUGUCAACCUAUGCAUGUGGUUAGCAUCCCGUCUGAAACCAUUAUGUGAUCUGGAAGAGAGCAUUUCUUCAGGUUCAGGUGACACUGAUGGCCUUCAGUUUGAGAUGAGUGGCAUGCUGAAGGAGUUGCAGUGCCCUUAUCAAGGCCUUGUUUCCGGGAUUAUACAGGAAGGGCUGCAGAAUAAGAAAGACUAUCUAAAGCUAGUAUUGUUUUUAUGCUCUGAGCUACAAGCUGCACAGAUAGUAAAGAGACGACCUUCUAAGGACAAAGAACACAAAGACCGAAACGAUCUCCAGGCAAUCUGUGAAACACUGAUGCUCCCAGAGCUAAGAGAGCAGGGAGUAGCAGAGCUGUUCUCUGGGAUAGGGAAAAAGAUAAACGCAGUGCUUCAAGAGCUUCCAAAGGAUCACAUUGGAAAGCCUGUUCUGAAGAACUCUCUCGACAGUGAACAGUGGGAGCGGCUGGAGCAGAUCAACAUGGUCCUGUCCUCAGAGUAUGAGUGCCGACGGAGGAUGCUGAUCAAACGUCUUGACGUCACUGUGCAGUCUUUCGGCUGGUCAGAGAGAGCCAAGGAGAGAGUUGAUAGCAUGGCCAGGGCCUACCAGCCUAAGAGACACACCCUGGCCCAGAGUUCAUCUGUAGGCAUGGCUCACCUGCUGGCAGCCAGGGAGGACAUAUGCAACGUGGUGAAGACCAGCAGUGGCUCCAGCAGAGAGAAUACUGCCUGUGCUGUCAAUAAGAUCCUGAUGGGUAGGGUGCCAGAUAGAGGUGGCCGGCCCUCUGAGAUAGACGCCCCUCUCCCUGAGAUGCCAGCCUGGCAGAAGAGACAAGACGGUGGAGGGGGUUGGGGCAGUCGAGGAGGUGGUGGUUGGGGAGGGGGUAAGAGUGGCUGGCGAGGUGGUGGAGCUGGUUGGGGUCAUGGAGGAAAGAGAGGACGUUAUCAAUACUAACUUACCAGUUUUUUUUAAAACUGAAAUGCCAGACAGUGUUCAAUAGGUGAACUGAAACCUACUCAUGGUUAUAUGCGUAUAUUUGAGUUCAUUUUCAGAGUUCUUAUGAACUGUGUUGCUGUGGAGAGUUGUAGAAGCAAUACCGACAGUAAGUCAAACUCAAUGACCAUUUUUAUAUAGUUUUAUGUAUUUUCUGAUUGUAUGUUUGUAGUUUUAUCAAAUUAACUAUUCGGAAAUUUGAAUUAUGGUAAUUAACUUUUUGAUUUGAAGACUUAAUCCGAUUGACUUGAAUAAUAAAAUGCUUUCUUCAGAUUUAAA